ACUCUUGGAAACCCUUUUGGAUAGAAAGAUGAUUGAUCAAUUUGAGAUAUUUUACGCGGAUGGUGUUAUUCCCAUAAAAUCAUUACACGGCGAAUUCGAUUGCUUUUUAGCCCUAUACGAUACAACAUUAUUAAAUAGAUAUUAUUCCGUGAGUGUCCAUUACAACACUACACGUAAAACAAAAUGUCACACCCGACUUAAUGUCAUGGGAUCACCAAAAAACUGGCCAGUCUCUAACCACAAGACCACAACACCACAAACGGCAGUGACCACAUCAGCGAAACCAAAGAUGGCUACAGUUAUUACGCCAAAAGUAACGCUACAACAUACGUCAAAACCCACAUCCACUGAUGCUCCAAAAGACCUUCCAGCUGUAUGGACAUACGUGAGCGUAGGCCUGGCCGUGGUCAUUGUGGUUUUAGGAGCGGCAGUUCUAAUAUGUGUUUAUAGGAGACAACGGGGUCGAAACACAACUAAACCAGACCCUGAGCACAACUAAGUCAAGUCAAUGACCUUGGAGUCGGUAUGUUCGAAUGUGUCGACAGGAGCGGUGCCGCUGGAGUAGGCGCAUGAGUCAGAUUAUGUUUCAUUUUAAGUUCUAAGCUCC
Molecule: messenger RNA, 607 nt
Organism: Hyposmocoma kahamanoa
Lineage: Eukaryota; Metazoa; Arthropoda; Insecta; Lepidoptera; Cosmopterigidae
Exons: 4
Coding region: 29-499 (156 amino acids)
Source: RefSeq, a predicted model, not a curated record